Procambarus clarkii (red swamp crayfish) is the source of this 2271-nucleotide messenger RNA. It is a transcript of the gene Acsf2, whose product is annotated as Acyl-CoA synthetase family member 2. Gene Ontology annotation, biological process: fatty acid metabolic process. The record is from RefSeq and is a predicted model, not a curated record. Gene Ontology annotation, molecular function: medium-chain fatty acid-CoA ligase activity. Lineage: Eukaryota; Metazoa; Arthropoda; Malacostraca; Decapoda; Cambaridae.
CCUGAGGAGCAGGAAGGUCAGACGGUAAAGGCCGCCGCCAGCUCCCGCAGUUGGCAAGCUACAGUGGUGGGAGAUGGUGCUGCGGGCGGUGAGCACCGGGCUACACAGGCUGUCUGCCACACCUAAAUACCUCCCUUCACUCAAGUCAUGCACGAGACAGAAAAGCAGUGGUGGAGGCCUGAGGUUGAGCUACGUGUCACACCCAGGACAAUGGCCACUGAUGGCCAUGUCGGUGGGCCAGCUGGUGGAGCGCGCCCACGACCAGUUCGGUGACCGGGAAGCCGUUGUGUCCAUUCACCAAAAUAAGAGGAGGACAUUUUCACAAAUUAAACAAGAGAUGGAGCGGCUAGCAGCUGGUCUACUAGCCGUGGGUCUUGAUCGUGGGGACCGUGUGGGUAUCUGGGCACCCAACACAUACGAGUGGUACCUGACACAGAUGGCUGCUGCCUCGGCUGGUCUGGUGCUGGUUAAUAUCAACCCAGCCUACCGCCCUAAUGAGCUGGAGUAUUGCCUCAACAAGGUUUCUGUCAAGGCCAUUAUCUGUGCAGAUAAAUUCAAAACAUCAGAUUAUUAUAAGAUGCUGUGUGAUCUUGCUCCAGAGUUACCAACUUCCGCCAAAGACGACCUCAAAAUAUCCAGACUGCCUUUCUUGAAGAAAGUGAUCAUCUGCUCCGAGAGAGACUUCAGCGGAACCUACAAGUUUGGAGAUGUACUGGAGGCUGGUGACAGUUCACACUUGAAGACUCUCCACAACAUAUCUUCCAAGAUCAAGGUCGACGACCCGUUCAACAUUCAGUUCACUUCGGGGACGACGGGGCUGCCCAAGGCCGCCAUCCUCACUCACCACAUGGUCGUCAACAACGCAUUUUCAAUUGGCAAACGCUCAGAAUAUGACAAGAUGGCCCACCGCGUAUGUGUACCUGUGCCACUGUACCACUGCUUCGGCUGUGUGGCCGGUACACUGGGGGGGCUCCAUUUCGGCGCCACCUGCGUCAUGCCCAGUGAAGGCUUUGACCCCGAGGCUUGUAUUCAGACCAUUCAGGAUGAGAGGAUCACGUCUUGCUAUGGCACCCCGACCAUGUUCGUUGACAUCCUCAACGCUCAACACAAGAAGCCCCGAGACGUAAGCUCCUUAUCGACAGGAGUAAUGGCAGGAGCGCCGUGUCCUCAGGAACUGGUGACGGCUCUCAUGAAUGAUCUCAAUAUGAAGGACUUUUUGGUGAUGUACGGCAUGACGGAAACCAGCCCCGUCACCUUCCAGUGCUACCCGUCAGACCCGCCGGAGUUGAGGUCCUCUACGAUUGGUUACCCCACGGACCACAUCGAGGUGAAGGUAGCUGACGAAGAUGGCCAGGUAGUCCCAGUGGGAGAGUCCGGGGAGCUCUGCAUCAGAGGCUACUGUAAUUUCUUAGGCUACUGGGAAGACCCGGAGAAAACCGCCGAGAUCAUGGGUGUUGACAGAUGGCUCAAAACCGGGGAUCUGGCCGUUCUUCAACCGGACGGUUACUGUCGCAUCAUCGGCCGCAUCAAGGACAUGAUCAUUCGCGGGGGAGAGAACAUCUACCCGGCGGAGGUGGAGAACUUCCUCUUGAGUCACCCCUCCAUUAUUGAGGCUCAGGUGUUUGGUGUUCCGGACGCCAGGAUGGGGGAAGAGGUGGCUGCUUGGAUCCGCAGAGGUGACGAUGCUCAGCUAGAUGAAACUAUUCUCAGAGAAUGGUGCAAAGGCAAGAUUGCUCACUACAAGAUACCUCGCUAUAUCCUGUUCAAGGAGGAGCUGCCGAGGACUGUGACCGGCAAGAUCCAGAAGUUUGUGAUGAGAGACGCGACAGUGAAGGAACUAGGACUCGAUGUCCCGCCACCGGUGCAGUAAUGGGGUCACUUUACACAGUGCACUAACUGUACUAUACGCUACAGUAUACAAAAUGCAGUACUUGUAGACUAAUGCUCAAAUACAACCAUGAAACCAGUUGCAUAGAUUUUUGGGUAAUUAUGCACUUGAUAAAAAUCUAUUUACCCACCAAUGAAUCUGAAUCAAACAGGUAUAUAUUUUAUUAAUGGUUUAGUGACCACUUCAUUAUAUUGAACUCGUGUAAACGAAAAUUAAUAAUAUUUUGGAAUAAGAAGAUCCACUGUUCUGAUCCACUGUGUCUUUGAAACGCAAGGUUAUUAACUCCUCUAUUUGAGAGGAAUACUGCUAAGCUCUGCCUUACACAUAUGUUUACUGACGAUGAAUAAUUAAUGCACAAGAUUUAAUUAGAAAUAAUUACAACA